Messenger RNA from Staurois parvus, 318 nucleotides. The record is from the annotation of a GenBank genome assembly. NCBI's taxonomy places the organism in Eukaryota, Metazoa, Chordata, Amphibia, Anura, Ranidae.
AAGUUCAUCUCAAUACUUUGUUAUAUAUCCUUUGUUGGCAAUGACAGAGGUCAAACGUUUCCUGUAAGUCUUCACAAGGUUGGCACACACUUGAUGUUUUGGGGCUGUCGCUGGGCAACACGGUGCCAGGAAUGGGACUCAGCACUGGUGGUGGGACUCACCUGCCGUGUGGGCUGCAGUACCAGAGCUGACCAGCGGGUGCUCUCAGCACUGGUGGUGAGACUCACCUGCCGUGUGGGCUGCAGUACCAGAGCUGACCAGCGGGUGCUCUCAGCACUGGUGGUGGGACUCACCUGCCGUGUGGGCUGCAGUACCAGA